Molecule: messenger RNA, 2241 nt
Organism: Arabis nemorensis
Lineage: Eukaryota; Viridiplantae; Streptophyta; Magnoliopsida; Brassicales; Brassicaceae
Source: the annotation of a GenBank genome assembly
AUGGAUCAAAGUAGAAACUUUGUGAUCAAUGAAGAUACAGAAUUUGAAUCAAAAGAGGAAGCCUUUGAGUUGUACAAAGAGUAUGCUAAAUCUGUUGGCUUUACUACCAUUACUAAAGCUAGUCGUCGUUCAAGAAUGACCGGGACAUUUAUCGAUGCUAAGUUUGUUUGUACUCGAUAUGGAAGCAAGAAAACAGCAGAUGGAGGAGACGAAGAAGACAUUAACAUUCCUCAGGGAAGGAGAAUAAACCGUUCAUCGUCGAAGAAAUCCGAUUGUAAAGCAUGCUUACAUGUUAAGAGAAGGGAAGAUGGGAGGUGGGUUAUUCGCACUUUGAUUAAAGAACAUAACCAUGAGACCUUCCCUGGUCUACCAAAGUCCGUAAGAGAAUCGGGUGGGAGGAAAGUACUCGAGAAACAACAUGGUAGUGUUAUUGUUAAAGAGAUGAGAAGCAGAAAGGUAUUAGCUUUAGAGGAUGGGGAUGUUGAAAGACUCUUAAAGUUCUUUACGGAUAUGCAAGUCGAGAAUCCUUUCUUCUUUUAUUCCAUUGAUCUCAGUGAGGAGCAGAGUCUAAGAAACGUUUUUUGGGUUGAUGCAAAAGGGAGAUUGGAUUAUACUUGUUUCUGCGAUGUUGUAUCUAUCGAUACUACAUUCAUCAAGAAUGAGUAUAAGCUUCCUCUUGUCGCUUUUAUUGGCGUGAAUCACCACGGACAGUUUUUGUUGCUUGGUUCUGGAUUGUUAUUAGCAGAUGAGUCUAUAUCUGGAUUUGUUUGGCUUUUUCGGGCAUGGUUAAAAGCGAUGCAUGGAUGCCAACCCCGAGUUAUCCUAACAAAACAUGAACAAACACUCAAAGAAGCUGUUUCUGAGGCUUUCCCAUCUACGAGACAUUGUUUUCAUAUGUGGGAUACUCUUGGUCAGAUGCCUGAGAAGCUUGGUCAUGUUAUGAGACAAGAGAAAAGCUUUAUGGAUGAGAUAAAUGAGGCGAUUUACGGGUUUUGCAAGAGUGAUGAAUUCGAAAAGAAAUGGGUGGAGGUAGUUGAUAAGUUUCAUGUGAGAGACAAUGUGUGGCUUCAGUCGUUGUAUGAAGACCGAAAAUAUUGGGCUCCUGUAUAUAUGAAUGAUGUUUCUCUAGCGGGAAUGUGUACAGCUCCGAGAUCGGAUAGCGUGAACCCUGUUUUCGAUAAAUACAUUCAAAGGAAAACCACGUUGAGAGCAUUUCUUGAUCAGUACAAGACGAUGAUACAAGAGAGGUACGAAGAGGAAGAGAGAGCUGAGAUUGAGACACUGUAUAAACAACCUGCACUUAAGUCACCUUCACCAUUUGGAAAGCAAAUGGCUGAGGUAUACACACGCGAGAUGUUCAGGAAGUUUCAGGUGGAGGUGUUGGGAGGAGUUGCUUGUCAUCCGAAGAAAGAAAGCGAAGACGAUGGGGUUAACAAGAAGACUUUCAGGGUUCAAGAUUAUGAGCAGAACCGUGGUUUCGUUGUGGUGUGGAACUCUGAAUCAUCUGAAGUUGUCUGUUCUUGUCGAUUGUUUGAGUUCAAAGGUUUUCUUUGUAGACAUGCGAUGAUUGUUCUGCAGAUGUCCGGGGAACUCAGUAUUCCUUCUCAGUAUGUGUUGAAGCGUUGGACAAGGGAUGCGAGAAGCAGAGAAGUCAUGGAAUCUGAUCAGAUCGAUAUAGAUUCAACUAAGGCUCAACGGUACACUGAUCUUUGUCUCCGCUCUUUGAAAUUGAGUGAGGAAGCAUCUUUAUCUGAAGAGAGCUAUAACGCCGUGAUUAAUGUGUUGAAUGAAGCUCUUAAAAACUGUGAGAACAUGAGUAACUUGAUCCACAUUGUUGAAGAUUCUGAUUCAGAUGUAGCUCAAGAUCCUUCAAGACAUGAAGAACAUAACAACACAUUUGACGAGAAUGUGGCUGACACUGGACAGGAAGUUUUAAGCAUUGGCUCGCACCAGGUCUGGAAAGUGAAUGCAUCUCAGGAACAUAGGAACCGGUACUCGAUUCUCGAUGACUACCUCAGUGCUCAACAAAUGUCUCAUGAAAUGGUACAAAUCAACUCGAUGGCCUCAAACCGCAAUGGAUAUUGUACUGCACAUCAAAACAUACAACAUGCCCUGGGACAAUCCAUAACUCAAGAAAGGCUUUAUGGAACUGAACAGUUAAGUUUCAGACCAGAAGCUAUGUAUGAAAGACUUCAAGACAUGGGACAGUCAAGUUUUAGACAUGAUCCUCAGCAACAUUGA